AUGGUCAACGUCUUUCUAACCGGCGCAACCGGCUUUGUCGGUUCUCACCUUACUCCUAUCUUGCUCCAGGGGAAGCACAAGUUGACCGCUAUCGCCCGGUCGGACGCCUCCGCCAAGAAACUGCAAGACCAAGGUAUAACCGUCAUCCGUGCCAGUCUUGAAGACACCGACGCCCUCUUCAAAGCUGCGUCCGAGGCAGAUGCCGUCAUCCAUUUAGGCUUUGUUCAUGAUAUGGCCAACUUUUCCAAAGCCAUCGAAGUCGACUACACCACUGUUGAAACGUUCGCCAAAGCCCUCGAGGGCACCUCCAAAACCCUCAUCACCACCUCCGGCCUCCUCGCCUCCUCCUCCCCCACCCCCUCCGAGCUCACCCCCGCCAUGCACGCCGGCCGAGGCAAAGCCGAGCACCUCGUCCUCUCUCUCGCUACCUCCGCCAUCCGCUCCCACGUCGUCCGUAUGGCCCCUACCACCCAUGGCGACGGGGAUGAAAGUAUCAUGACCCUCUACAUCCAGCAGUCCACGAAAGCUGGCUUUGCGGGGUACGUCGGGGAAGGGGAUAUCCACUGGCCAGCGGUCCAUGUUAAGGACGCUGUCAAUGUGUUCAAGCUUGCGCUGGAGAGCAGGACCCUCAAGGGUGGGGAGGUCUUGCACGCGGUCCACGAUGAUGGGGUACCAUUCAAAUCUAUCGCCGAGGCUGUCGCUGGCAGGCUUGGGAUUCCUACCAAGAGUCUUACUUUGGAGGAAGCGGCAGUGCAUUACGCUUUUCUUUCAAAAAUGUUCUUUACGCGCGAUAUGGUGGCUUCGAGCGAGCUUACGAAAGAGUGGUUAAGCUGGCAGCCAAAGCAGAAGGGGUUGGUGGAGGAUAUCAAGACUAGCGAGUGGUACUUUAGUCCUGAGGCCGUGUCCAAGUAUUGA
Messenger RNA from Cryptococcus amylolentus CBS 6039, 915 nucleotides. RefSeq lists its product as hypothetical. Bases 1 to 915 code for a protein of 304 amino acids. Lineage: Eukaryota; Fungi; Basidiomycota; Tremellomycetes; Tremellales; Cryptococcaceae. The transcript is spliced from 3 exons. The record is from RefSeq and is a predicted model, not a curated record.